Marmota flaviventris (yellow-bellied marmot) is the source of this 1352-nucleotide messenger RNA. It is a transcript of the gene Rnd2, whose product is annotated as Rho family GTPase 2. Gene Ontology annotation, molecular function: GTP binding; GTPase activity. The record is from RefSeq and is a predicted model, not a curated record. Gene Ontology annotation, biological process: small GTPase-mediated signal transduction. NCBI's taxonomy places the organism in Eukaryota, Metazoa, Chordata, Mammalia, Rodentia, Sciuridae.
CCGGUGUCGGCGGCCCGAGCGGCUGCAGCUGCAGCGGCGAGGGAGGUGGCGGUAGAGGAGGCGGCGGGGCCCAAGAGGGGGGCGGCGUGGGGGGCCGGCGCGUAGCCGGGACUAUGGAGGGGCAGAGCGGCCGCUGCAAGAUCGUGGUGGUGGGGGAUGCAGAGUGCGGCAAGACGGCGCUGCUGCAGGUGUUCGCCAAGGACGCCUACCCCGGGAGUUAUGUCCCCACUGUGUUUGAGAACUACACUGCGAGCUUUGAGAUCGACAAACGCCGCAUUGAGCUCAACAUGUGGGAUACUUCAGGUUCCUCUUACUAUGAUAACGUGCGACCUCUGGCCUAUCCUGAUUCCGAUGCUGUGCUCAUCUGCUUUGACAUUAGCCGGCCAGAAACACUGGACAGUGUCCUUAAGAAGUGGCAGGGUGAGACUCAGGAGUUUUGCCCCAAUGCCAAGGUUGUGCUGGUUGGCUGUAAACUGGACAUGCGGACGGACCUGGCCACACUGAGGGAGCUGUCCAAGCAGAGACUUAUCCCUGUUACACAUGAGCAGGGCACUGUGCUGGCCAAGCAGGUGGGGGCCGUGUCCUAUGUUGAAUGCUCCUCUAGGUCCUCUGAGCGCAGCGUCAGGGAUGUCUUUCAUGUGGCCACAGUGGCCUCCCUUGGCCGUGGCCAUAGGCAGCUGCGCCGUACUGACUCACGCCGGGGACUUCAGCGGUCCACUCAGCUGUCAGGACGGCCAGACCGGGGGAAUGAGGGCGAGAUACACAAGGAUCGUGCCAAGAGCUGCAACCUCAUGUGAGGGGCUGCGGUGGGGAGUGUGAGGAGGGGUGGUGAGGGGCACAAUUGUUCCCCCCGCCUGCAUCUGGACUUCCUGACCUCCUGACCCUGGCUAGGAGGUCAGGGCAGUUAGAAUGAGAAGUUUUCCUGGCCAGGAGAGCUGGAGGGCAGAGGGUGUUACCAUUCCCCACAUCCUCAUCCCCCUUCCUCUCCUCUGGAAGUUGAGGGAGCUAACAGGGUGGGCAUCUGGGGCAUGAACUGGGAUAGGGCAUGUGGGCAUUAGGGAAGAUGGCAUCAAGCAAUGACUUUGGUUGAGUCCCUAUAUAAAGGGUACCUUCCCUUUCCACCCCUGGUCCUUAAAUCCUAGUCCUGGCUUCCUUCCCUAAGGAAAGUGUCCAUUUUAUGAUCUUUUUUUCUCUCCUCUCACUUCUACAGCUGUUCUCACACAUUCUAACCUCCAGGCAACACACACUACAUUUUAAAGCAAGGAGAAGCUCCUUCCCCAUCAGCCCACCAAUCCUAGCUUUCCACUUCCCUUCCCCCAACAGUCCCAAAUAAAGCCCAUGUCCAUGGAAAA